Molecule: messenger RNA, 1711 nt
Organism: Homalodisca vitripennis (glassy-winged sharpshooter)
Lineage: Eukaryota; Metazoa; Arthropoda; Insecta; Hemiptera; Cicadellidae
Exons: 2
Coding region: 278-796 (172 amino acids)
Source: RefSeq, a predicted model, not a curated record
GUUAACCCAUUGGCGACGGAUGACGUAUAUUGCCCGUCAUCAUGUAUACAGCGCGUAAAGACGGAUGACGGACAGUGUCCGUCAUGAAUUUUGGGAUUUGUUCAAUCGAUAUAAUUCUCGGUUAUUUGUAUGGUUAUUCCGUUCACCAACAAGCGAUCGAUAGUUGAAUCGUAUUAUUCGGUAUCUAACAUCCGAAUACAAGAAACUGAAUGCAAAAACCGAACAUAAACCUGAAUACCGUAACUGUUUGCAAUAGAACAGCGAUCAGUCGAGCAACAUGGCGUCUCGCGAUGAAGUGUUUCUCCGUUCGUCGGAGUUAUCUGCGUAUGUGGAUAAUGUACUGAAUGAAAGUGAUAGUGAUAGUGGUGAUUUAGAUGGCGAAACUGUGAAUAUCAAUGACGAUAAUGAUGAAAUCAGUGACAAUGACGGGCGAAGUGAUAGUAGUGAUGACGAUGACGACAAUGACAAUAGGCCUAACCUCCAAACUUGGACCUGGACAAAUGACACAAACACAGUAAGGCAAAUCAACUUUACUGGAAAUUCAGGUAUAAAUCCAAUUGUUUCCAGGCAAUUGAAUGCUGAUUGUACAGAGCUAGAUGUAUUGAAUCAAUUUCUAACCAAUGAGUUCUGGGAUAAAGUUGUAAGUGAAACUAACAAGUAUGCUAGGGAGAAAAUUCUUGGUGGAGGUGAUGUUAGGCCUAAUAAUAAUUGGACUGAUGUAACCAAGGAUGAAAUGAAGGCUUACUUUAGCCUUGUUGUUUUGAUGUCACAAAACCCAAAAACAAAAAGUAACUGACUAUUGGUCUCGCAGACAAAUAAUUCAUUGUCCUAUCUAUAGUGAGGUUAUGUCACGCGACAGAUUCAAAUCUAUUUCUAGAUACUUACACUUUUCAUCCUCACUUCUGCAAACUGACAAACUAAGGAAAAUCCGACCAGUUGUUGAAUUACUUUUGUCAUCAUUCAAAAGGGUAUUCAAACCUGGAAAGUUUUGUUGUAUUGACGAAAGUUUGAUGUCCUUCCGAGGAAGGUUAGCCUACAUCCAAUUCAACCCUUCAAAAAGGGCUAGGUUUGGAAUUAAGAUUUAUAAGGUAUGUGAUUCUGUAACAGGGUACUGCUACAAUUUCAAGAUAUACACUGGGAAGGAAAUUACCAAUGACACUACAAUGCUAGUUAGUGAACAAGUUGUUUUGACAAUGACAGAAGACUUAGUUGGUGAAGGUCGACUUAUGUUUAUGGACAAUUGGUAUUCAUCGCCAAACCUUUUUUUGGAGCUCCUAAACAGAGAUACUUAUUGCAUUGGUACAUUGAGAGCCAAUAGAAAAAAUGUUCCCAAGGAAAUAAAAAAAGAAAAACUGAAGAAAGGAGAAAUAACAUUUCGCUCAAGUAAUAACAUGUUGUGUCUGAAAUGGAAAGAUAGGAAGGAUGUGACAAUGCUUUCAACAUACCACGAGAGACCAGAUUUCCAAGAAGUAACUUCUCAGCGAGAAAGUAGAAAACAAAAUCCAGUAGUAAGCCUCAAACCAAAUGUUGUUGUAGAUUACAACAAGUAUAUGUGUGGGGUAGACAAGCAGGACCAAAAACUUUCCUCCUUUCCAGUAAUGCGUAGGAGUGCCAAAGGGUACAAAAAAAUAUUUUUUUUACCUUUUUGAUAUUGCAUUAUGUAAUGCUAGUAUUGUACACAACUUGGUCACUAAAAAGAAAAUUCAUCUUU